GUCUCAUUUCAUUGGACAGGAUCUCAUCCAAUGAGCCACGGCCAUCUGUGAAGGAAUACGGAGUUAGAAAUGAUCAUAUAACCUGUUUCCUUAUUCUUUGAGCGUUUAUUACUGAGUUUCAAGGAGCUAAACGACACAGUUUACCUGGACAGCGGGACGGUAGAAGCAUGAGGGUCGCAGUGGCAAUAUUUUCAGUUUUUGCAUCGGUAGCUGUCACCAUCGACGCUACUGUAUACUUCAAGGAACAAUUUCAGGAUGGAGAUGCAUGGAAGAGCCGGUGGCUUGUAUCGAAGCACAAGACUGACUAUGGAGAGUGGAAACUGACUGCUGGGAAGUUUUAUGGCGAUGCUGAGGCCGAUAAAGGUCUCCAGACCAGCCAGGAUGCCCGUUUCUAUGCUAUGUCCAGCCGCUUUGAACCCUUCAGCAACGAGGGCAAGCCCCUGGUGGUCCAGUUCACUGUCAAACACGAGCAGAAGAUCGACUGUGGUGGCGGAUAUGUCAAAAUCUUCCCAGCAAACCUAGACCAGGCAGCAAUGCACGGGGACUCGCAGUAUUACAUCAUGUUUGGGCCAGACAUCUGUGGCUACAGCACCAAGAAGGUUCACGUCAUCUUUAACUACAAAGGCAAGAACCACCUCAUCAAGAAAGAAAUCAAAUGCAAGGAUGACGAGCUGACACACCUGUACACUCUGAUCCUGAACCCGGACCAGACAUACGAGGUGAAGAUCAACAAUGAGAAGGUGGAGUCAGGCACUUUGGAGGACGACUGGGACAUUCUGCCCGCAAAGACCAUCAAGGACCCCGAGGCCAAGAAGCCAGAGGACUGGGACGACAGGCCCAAGAUUGACGAUCCUACAGACACCAAGCCAGAGGGCUGGGAGAAGCCUGAGAACAUCCCUGACCCUGAUGCCAAGAAGCCUGAUGACUGGGACGUGGACAUGGAUGGAGAGUGGGAGCCUCCUGUGAUCCCCAACCCGGAGUAUCAGGGAGAGUGGAAGCCAAAGCAGAUUGACAACCCCGACUACAAAGGUACCUGGGUGCAUCCUGAGAUUGAUAACCCUGAGUACACAGCCGACACCUCCAUCUACAAGUUUGACAACAUUGGAGUGCUGGGUCUGGACCUGUGGCAGGUGAAGUCUGGCACCAUCUUUGACAACUUCCUGAUUGGUGAUGAUGUAAAGGAGGCGGAGGAGUUUGGAAAUGAAACCUGGGGAACUACAAAGGAACCAGAAAAGAAAAUGAAAGAUGCACAGGAGGAGGAGGAGAGGAAAGCGAGAGAAGAGGAGGAGAAGAGCAAGAAGGACACUGCUGACGAUGAGGGGGAUGAAGAUGAAGAGGAGGAUGAGUCAAAGGAAGAGGAAGAGGACAGCCCAACGGAAGAAGGCGAAGAGGAAAUUCCCAUGAAGGACAAGGAUGAGUUGUAAAUUAAACUGAACAGAAGAUGUUUCUGUCCCGCCCUAUCUCCUCUCCAAUGGACUGACUGCUGUGCAUCAUCACAUUGCGUAAUACCCUAUGGACUUGCCCUUCCUGUGGCAACCUAUUUUUCAGGUGUAGGGGUGGGAAAGGGGCAGGCAAUGUUUGCCUUUUCUAGAGGUUCCAUUUUUUAUUUUUAAUAGGUGUUUAGGGUUGAAGAACUGGGUUUAAGUUUUAUGUUUCUGUGAGAAUGAUUCAUUUAGGAUAAUUUCCCCCUUUGUUCAGAAUGUGGUCUGUCCUGUCCAUGUGUCCUACAGUUGCUCUAGGUGGUGCUGCCACUGGCUUCCUUGCUUUUAUCAUCAGCUACCAUCAGUUCAUCCCUUCAGUGUCAAAGCAAAGGAUUAUUCCCCCCAUUCUUGUCAUCAAUCUUAUCUGAUGCUGUCUAUUUUGGGAAACAAAUUGGGUACAUAUCAGUUGUAGUUUGUUUUGAUUUAUUGUUUUAUACAGUUGUAUGCAGAACUGUACUAUAAAUUAUUAUAAUUAACAUCCUUUUAAUUUAUUCCCUCGUUACAAUCAUCCUCUGUUUGUCCACCAUUCAUAACUCUCCCAUGAUCUAUUUUGUACAUGUUGCUGUCUCAGACGUUGCUGUCUCAGACGUUGCUUUAGUUGUAUGGCAGCCGCAGACAUGACUAUCAGACUAAAGGAUCUAAACUGUGACUCACAAUCUUAAACAUGUCACUGUCCUCACAGAGUACUGUUUCAGUGAAUAAAUCAAGCUUUUUCUUUCAAUAAAAGUAUUUUCAGGAGACUUA
Salmo salar (Atlantic salmon) is the source of this 2225-nucleotide messenger RNA. RefSeq names its product calreticulin. Gene Ontology annotation, molecular function: calcium ion binding. The record is from RefSeq and is a predicted model, not a curated record. NCBI's taxonomy places the organism in Eukaryota, Metazoa, Chordata, Actinopteri, Salmoniformes, Salmonidae. Gene Ontology annotation, cellular component: endoplasmic reticulum membrane; endoplasmic reticulum. Gene Ontology annotation, biological process: ERAD pathway; protein folding.